AUGGGUGAUGAAAUAAGUGAUCUUUUAUCGAAUGCAACGAAUGUGUCCACAAGUGUUCCAUUUGUCCCGAACGUGUAUCCGCACUUCAUCGAGAGCAAAUGGAAUCAAUUGCUCGAUGUAAUAGGUGAUGAUCCGAAUGUGCUGUAUGUGUGGUUCAUGACGACGUACACCUACUCAUUCUUCUGGGUUUUCGGGAUGCUGUUCGUUGCGAUGGACCUGACGGGUCGGCCACGGUUCCUGCGCAAGUAUAAAAUCCAACCUGGCACCAACGAACCCCUGUCGUGGGAUCGGUUCAAGCAGCUCGCUCUCAUCGUGCUGCGCAAUCAGCUCCUGUUCGGCGUGCCCAUGUCCUACAUAGUGUUUCACACCUGCAAGCAGUUCGUUACGGAAAUCCCACCCGUCCGGGUGCUUCCCUCGCUGUAUAGCAUCGCGCAGGAUAUGCUGGUGUGCAUCCUGGCCUGGGAAAUCUUCUACUACUACACGCACCGACUGCUCCACAGUCGCCACAUGUACCGACGGUUUCACAAGCAGCACCACGAGUGGAGUUCCCCGGUGGCGCUCGCUGCCAUGUACUCGCAUCCGGUCGAGUUUGUGCUCAGCGAUCUGGUUCCGGUCUACGCCGGGCCCGUGAUCAUGCGGUCUCACGUGUUCACGACGCUCAUUUGGUUUACGUACGUGAUGAUCGACACGUUGACGGACCACUCGGACUACCAUCUGCCGCUGAUGGCUAGUUCGGAGUUCCACGACUACCAUCACCUGAACUUUAACCAGUGCUACGGAAACUUUGGGCUUUGGGACCUUGUGCACGGAACGGCGAAGGAAUUUCUAAAGAAGAAACAGUUUCAGCGACAUCAUCGACUCUUCACCCUCCGAUCCGCCCACGAAUGGAUACCGGAUAAGGACGAGUGA
Molecule: messenger RNA, 909 nt
Organism: Anopheles coustani
Lineage: Eukaryota; Metazoa; Arthropoda; Insecta; Diptera; Culicidae
Product: fatty acid hydroxylase domain-containing protein 2-like
Exons: 3
Coding region: 1-909 (302 amino acids)
Biological process (GO): sterol biosynthetic process
Molecular function (GO): C-4 methylsterol oxidase activity; iron ion binding
Source: RefSeq, a predicted model, not a curated record